Molecule: messenger RNA, 2454 nt
Organism: Notolabrus celidotus (New Zealand spotty)
Lineage: Eukaryota; Metazoa; Chordata; Actinopteri; Labriformes; Labridae
Product: aryl hydrocarbon receptor nuclear translocator-like
Exons: 5
Coding region: 329-652 (107 amino acids)
Source: RefSeq, a predicted model, not a curated record
CUUUAGUGAUGUCCAAUAGAGAGAGGAGGAAACACAACACUGUAGACAGCUUGCGCUCCGCUGGCCUGAAACGCCAUCUUAAACAGAAAGGGGGUUUAAACAGGGAGAGAGCAGGAAAGAGGAAAUAACUCUCUAAUUGUCUUGUUUUUCGUCGCCGGGUCGCUCUGGAGCUGUAUUUAUUAGUCAUGGCUUUGGGCGUUUACACCUCAAAAUAACGGCGUGAGGAAACCAGCACGGCACUUGUUAGCCUCUCGUCAGCUAGCAAGGGGGAGGGGUGGUGGUGGAGGGUUUCUGGAUCCUUUUUUUUCGCAGCAGAACUUGUUUGUUUAUGUUAUUCCAAACGGACAUGUCCUCUUCAAACCCAGAGUUACCAGACCCAAAUCUGGGUAUGGGGGCAAGUGGGACCCAAGGGAGUGGAGGGGCUGUUGUACCAAAAGGGAACAACAAAAGAAGAGCUGCGCCGGCCUUUGACGAUGAUGAUGAUGACGAUGAAGGGAGCAAGCUCUUCAGGUGUGAUGAUGACACAGGAGGCUCCAACAAUGAUAAAGAGCGCUUUGCAAGGAAAAAGUGGAUGAUGAAAGGAGUGACAAAGAUGAAACAGAUGAAACAGAAGAGGAGGAAGAAGAGGAGAAGGGAGUUAAAAAGGACAUAAAGACAAAUGGACCAGUGCAGAACGGUCACACAGUCCACAACAACAACCACAGCAAGACAGAGUGAAAAAAAACUAACGGGUGUCAGGACGCAGGAAUGUGAGAAGGACUCAUAUCCCUCAGCAGGGGUGCAGGAGGGAGGGAUGAAAAGAGGCAAAAGGAUGAAGAAAGAGUGUGGUUGGGGGAGAGGGGCAUGUCAUUCCCUACAACACAGAACAGCAGGUUUUGUUGAUGAAAUGUGACACUGUUACUUCUGCACAUACACGUUCAUACUUACUUUUAGAGGGCACUAAGAUCCAGCAGAUGAUAGACACUAUGUUCAUGUAUCAAUGUCAGUGUGUGAUGCCAGUCCCCAAAUUUCAAAGAGACAGGAGAGGAAAUGGAGAGGAGCAAAGUGAUGGGAGGGAGGGUGGGGGGAGUGAUGCUGCUUCUACUUUAGCUUUCCUUGUUCAGUGUGCCUUAGAGCCAGCUGAUGGCUGUUAAAAUGCCAUGUUAAAGCUUUCUGCUUUGAUGCUGUGUUGUUUAUGUUGUUCCCUUUUUUUGUUUCCUACUAAAAGAACAAAAGAGAAUGAAAGUACGUUUUAUGAAAGUGAGACAAUGGGGCAUUUAUUUCCCUAAUUUUCUGUCUAUGCAAUUUCGUAAAUGUCAGCUAUUGCACCGCAUUUGCACAAACAAACUGUCUCUUAUACUGUGCAGUAGGACUGUGUGCCUCUGCUCUCCAAUGACACCUGUGCCAUUGAUGAAAAAAAACUGCCUUGUGAGGUUUCGGAAGUAAAUUUGGUGUCACUUUUGUAGAUACACUGCAAGAAAAGUCUUGCUUUUAUUUUAUUUUCUUAAUCUAGCUUCACCUGUUCAGUACAAAUCCUGCUUCCACAAGAGACAUUGUCUAUAAAUCUUUGCUUUUUGAGCAGUCAGGAACAUCCCAAAAUAAAAGUAUCACUGCAAUAGUAAAUCUCAGCUUCCUGCCAGUGUCAGCGGAGCUGAAUGUUUUUCCUCUCUAGUUUGGUUUGAGCUGGUCGAUCCAGUUGAGUCACACUGGCACUGCCUCCCACUGAAAACCGUUGACUCUAUGAUAAAGCCAUGGUGAAGGUGGGUUGUUUGUGGGAAUACAGAAGGUUUUUCUAAAGCAAAUGGAAUGUGACAGAUGAACCACUUCCAGAUUUUACAAACAUGAACCAGAUUUCCCCAAUUCACUGCCUUGUAUCCUGGGUAAUGUUUGUUAACCAGGGCUAGAAUUGAACUUUUGAUCUCAGUGAACGAUUUUAGGUAUGAUUUUGUUUAUGAAACGGGUUUACAGGUAUUCUAUUUGAUGUUAAAGAGGUAAAUGAUGAUGUAAUCCAUUUUUAGCAGUUCAGUGUUUGAGCCUUGAGACUCGGGAAGAGCUCACGAAAUGAGUGUGGCUGUUUUGUCUUCAUGCUUUAAAUCUAUUUGUAUGUUAAGUGCCUUAUCUGUAAUUAUGGGAAGCUCUCUCUCCCUCUCUCAUUCUCUCUUUUUUGAGCCCUUUUGUUUUCCUUCUCUUUUUCUGUCUCCCCUUCACAUCAGACAAUAGUAUCAUCUCCCUCCUUGGUACCAUCCAUCACUCACUUCAUUCUUCGUCUUCAAAAACCAUCUUCUUCCCAAACUCAGCCUCAUUCCACGACCCAUCAUUCUUCACUAACCCAGGCCAACCAGCAACCUCCUCUUCCCCGGUGAUACAGAAGGAACAGCUGUGUCCUAAUUACAGUGUUAUAUUAUUUUUUAUUUUUAUUGUUUAAUAACUAAGUAUUGUUAUGAAUAAUAAAUGCAAAGAUCAUUCACAAUUAAA